AUGCCUGCUGGCUUCACGAAACAAAUACGGAGGAAAUGCUUAACGCAAGCAAGACAAAUCAAGUUCCUAAGCAGGCAUGACAGAGAUCCAACGGAACAUCACCUAAGUUCUCACGGGGUCUCCAAAGCACUCAGAAAUCCACGCAGAGAGCCGAACUCCUCUCCCCGGUCCUCUGAAAUCGCUAACGUCGCGGUUUUCCCACGCUCCCCUGCAGCAUGUCAGGCACCGGCCCAGGGACCUUGCAGCACCCCACGAGACCCACGGGCGCGGACGCCUGCACUGCCUGCAAGAGCCGGCAGAGGGCAGUGCGCCUGCGCGGAGCCUUGGCCGCGCUCGGGGUUCACCGGCAAAAGCGCUCCUCCCCCAUCACGCCACACCGGGUUCCGGGGGUUCUCCCGGGACGGACGGGGCGCACCCCGACCGCCGCUCUCUCACGCAGACAUCCCUACAGCCCUCCCCCCCACCCCUGGUGCUGACUUCCCCUUCCGCUUUCUUAAGACCCUCUUCCGCUCCGGGGAAACCUCACCCUCCGCCGCGCGCGGCCCGCUUCCGCUCCCACACCGGCUUGUUUCCUCUCGCCGGGCGCUCCGAAGGAACGCCCACCGCCCCGGAAGUCCCACCCCCCUUGUCCGCAGACUCUCCCUUUCGGGGACUUUCUCCCCAAAGUGUGGCCAGCCGGAGAGAGCGGCUGGGCUGCUGCUGCGGGUGACAGGUGGUGGGUGUAGGGUUCAGGCUAGGGAAAGGAGAUCCCCUAAACCCUUCCCGCCCUGUUUGGCUGCUAACCUGGAAACAAGGAAAGGGGGAGAGAAAGUGUGGCAUGUAGCCCAGACUAUCAAGAAUCCACCCUGAAGCUAAGGCUGGCCUGAAAUGCCUGAUACUGCUACUUCCACUACCCAACUUCUGGAAUCACAGGCAAGCUUGAGAUUUUCAGGAUUUUUGAGAGAGACUUUUUUGUUGUUGUUGUUGUUGUUUUUUUUUUUUGUUUUUUUUCAGGAGGCCUUGGAGUAACUUCAGGAGAGUUCAACAAACCUACCAACAGUCCAUUGUAAACAUGUAAUCCAACCUUGACCUAAGAGUCUUUCCAGAUGUCCUAUGAAUAAACUCAGAAGAUUCAGAUGGCUCUUAUUAGGCAUAUUCAAAAAUACUAGUAAAGUGCCUGACUUGACUGUCAACCCUAGCACCAAUUCCAGAAAAAGAAUCUUGGGAGAUCAGAGAUCAGUCCCUACAGGAGAAGAGGAGGCUGGAUAUUGUUGACCAAAUAGAAAGAAAGCUUGGAAAACUUGACAUAGUCCCUAAGCAUCAGAUUUUCCCAGCAUGAAAAAGAAAAGAAAUUAGAAUCUUCUCACACCAACAAUGCAAAUUCAUUCAAUAUGGGUAAAAAUAUAAGGCACAAAAUACUAAGACUACUAGAAAAUAAGAACACAAACAGGUUCUUGACAUUGAUCUAAUAAUUUUUAUUUUGAUCCCCAAAGUAUUGGCAAUUCAAGAAGAAACGUAGACAGAAUUACAUGGAACUGAAAAGUUUAUAACAAUGAAUUAAUGGAAGAAAUGAGAGAAGAUAUUUGUGAACAACACUCAAAUACCCAAAGUCCAUAUGGAACUCAACUUAAUAGCACUAGAAACAACUGUACUUAUUUUUAAAGAAAUAAACAGAUUAUGUUUCUGAAUAUACAUUUUCAGAAUGUACAGAGUUCAACACAGGGUCAAUGACUAACCCUAGUACUCAGGAUGUGAAGGCAAAAUGGUCACCAAUCAAGUUUUAGGCCAGCAUGUACUACACCAUGAGACUACCUCAAAGGGGAAGAAAGAAAACAACAAAACCCACAAGCAAAAUGAACAAAUACAAAUAGCCAAAAGGUAGAUUAAAAAAAAGUCAGCUCCACUAAUUCCCAGGAGAAGGCUAACUAAAACCCUACUAAGCUAUCACUUCACAUUGUUCAAAUUGCUAUUACCAAAAUACAAAGACAACAGGUAUUGAUGAGAAAGUAAAAAAAAGCCCCUGAGCAAUGUUUGUGAGAAUUAAAUUAGUAUGGCUGUUUGGAAAAUGGCAUAAAAGUACACUAAGAUAUUAAAAAUAAUCUACCAUAUUACACAUGACUUAUACUUCUGUGUUUAAACAAAAUCUCUUGUAGAUAUACAAAAGGAAAUGAGUAUGUUGAAAGGUGUCUGUUUAUUUCACUGAAACACUAAUUUUAAAAUAGCUAAGAUAUAGAAUCAGUCUGAAUGUCUAAUGCAGGAUCAAUACCUAAGGAAAAAUUACUAUAAUUUUAAUGUAUGAUCUUAAUACUGGACUUUGUUAUGUAAUUUAGGCUGGCCAUUGUGGUUGUCUGAAAGAAAAUGGCCCCCAAAGGGAAUGACACUAUUAGGAGGCCUUAUUGGAGGAAGUGUAUCACUGUGUCACUGUGAGGGGUGGGCUUCGAGGUCUCUUUUUCGAAAGCUUCCCUCAGUGAGACAGUCAAUUUCCUGUUGGCUGCAAGAUGUAGCACUCUGGGCUCCAGUACCACACUGCCAUGCUCCCCUUCAUGAUCAUAAUGGACUGAACUUCUGAAAUUUUAAGCAAGCCACCCUCAAUUAAAUGUUUUCUUUAUAAGAAUUGCUGUGGCCAUGGUGUUUCUUCACAGCGAUAGUAAACCCUGACUAAGACAGUCAUGAAAAUGGCUGCCUCUGAUUCUUGUGUGCUGGGAUAACAGGGGUAUGCUGCCACAUCCAGUUUUAAUGGGACAGUUUACAAUAGCAGUGUUUUCAAUAAAUAAUGCUGGAACAAUUGAAUGCCACAUUCAAGAGAUCCACAGCCAAACCAGGAGUCCAGUCAAAGAGAGAGAAGGAUUCUAUGAGCAAGGGACAUCAAGAUCAUGAUGGGGAAACCUACAGAGACAACCAAAACAAACUAGUGGGAAUU
Molecule: messenger RNA, 2899 nt
Organism: Peromyscus maniculatus bairdii (prairie deer mouse)
Lineage: Eukaryota; Metazoa; Chordata; Mammalia; Rodentia; Cricetidae
Source: RefSeq, a predicted model, not a curated record